Messenger RNA from Cuscuta europaea, 738 nucleotides. The record is from the annotation of a GenBank genome assembly. NCBI's taxonomy places the organism in Eukaryota, Viridiplantae, Streptophyta, Magnoliopsida, Solanales, Convolvulaceae.
UAUUUACAUAAAGGCAAGGAUAUAGAGAGAUGGACAACAAGCCAAGUCUCCGGAAUAAUAAUGUUUUAAUACAAGUGGUUGUUUGCUUUCUCUUGAUUGUAUUAGUAGGGAUUUUGGCUCAUCACAAACACCACAAGUCUACUCAAGCUGACAUUGAGGACGCGAUGAUCAUGAUGAUGAUUUCUCCUCUCCCCCCUUCGAAUAACGUAAUGAUUCAGAAGAUGUUGAGACAUCAUUAUUCUCUUCGUCAUCACACUCAUAAGCCUAUCAAUUAUGUGAGUAAAAGAAGUGUACCAAAUGGAUCUAACCCCAUUCACAACCAGAGGGGCGCACCCCAACUACUCAUCAUUAAUUGGGAAAAGCUACAAUCAACCCUGAACAGUGGAGCUAGCUAGCUGAGGUCGAUCUGGUUCGCUCGGAUCUACAACCAAGUCGAAUCCAGAGUCCAUCAUAUGUAACUAUUUUACAUGGAGAUAUGAAUAAAUAUAUAUAUAUUGAAUAAUACGUAGUAAUUAAUUAUUAUAUAUGAAUAAAUAUAUAUCACCAAUUCACCAUUAUUAUUCAUCAGUUCAGGCAUUAAUGCUGGUUUUGCCUUUGUCAAGUAAAAACGUGAUUAUUGUAGUGUAUUUUCAUUUGCAAUUGUAAAAUCUUUAGCCUUUGUUCUACGCUCCCAGUUUCCACAAAAAUAUUCUCAUUUAUUUUGAAGGAAUAGUUUUUUUAGUUGGAAUUUGUAGACCC